GGCUAUUCGAACCGGUGUCUCACACAUGACUACUCCCCGUGCGGGAUAGUUUAUCACACUGUCAUCUGAGUAGGAAUUUGAUUUGAUUCACGCAGUUAUGGAUCAUCGAUAAUCUUCCUCUCCCUUCUCGAACUGCGGAUGGCGCUGUCGUGGGUCGUCACUGGGCUGCGGCCAGCACAGGAAACAGCGUCAAUUCACGAAAUACGAUGCGAAAUAGCCAGCUUGUUUCACGUGCACUGGUAGUGGUCCACAUCCGAUCCCACAGAGAGGCACUUGCGUCCUCGCGGACAACGGAAACCGUGGAUAUCUCACGUGCUGGGCACAUAUUCCGGAGUCGCAGCCGCGUAGCACGAGAGAUGGGUGACUGUCUGAAGGUGGCCUGGUCGCGGAGCGGUGAGGGUCGCAAGAACUCGGUGGUUUGGUAGACCAUCAGCUGAGCAGGCGGUUUAUUCUAUCUGAGUGCUUCUCUUUGUCCGACGCUAGUCUCUCUAUGUGUGUUGCGUCGUGAUUUGCUUGGUGUCCGCGUGAUGUUACUCUUCGGAAAUUCCUACACUGUGUUUGUGGCUUUAUUGCGAUAGUGUGGGCCCCUUACCGUCCUCACCCGACGCUCAUAAUCGAUACGCACGACAUGGAACACACAACGACGGCUGUCACUGUCAAACAUGGCGGCACAGCCACCCGGCAGGGGGCCUAGGUAUGUUGUUCUACCGCGAUUGUGAGAAAACCGAAAGCGACCUGCCCCCUGCGUGUUCUGGAUCCAGACGAGUCAGGAGAAUGCUGAAGUAGAGGAGGAGCCCAUGCCCUCGAAGUGAAGCGUAGCGACGUGUCCUUUUCAACGCCAUAAACAGGUGACAUUCAUGGAAGGUCAUAGAGCAGUAAAUGACGCGUGAGGUUCGGCGCAAGAUGCAAUUCGAGGAACCCCGAACGCCUCAUACGUAGAAGAGAUACCUGUCUUGCACAACCUUCAGCGAAACGGGCAAACGCCUGCGAACUCGUAGGCACCAAUGAGGUACCAUCCCCAUUCUUCAACACGAGUUCAACAUUUUGCUGCGUCAAGUCCUGCUUGCGCGCCAACACAGCGGCUGUCAUGCCUCAGCGUUUGCGGAGGUGAACGCCACUGACGGGAGACCUCCAGCAUCUAGCAGGCGUGCUUUUUCAUUAGAAGCAUGUCCCCCCUACAGAAUGGCGAGAGGAAACACGAGAGUCAAUGUAGGGAUAUAUCAUGAUUGGAGGGCGUUUCUGCUUCUGACGGGGCUCUCUAAUGGCUGUGCAAGGAGACGUCAGGAAUCCUGGAAAUGUUGGGACCAACUGCGUCACUUGACUGCAGUGUGUGAAAGGGAUCAACGCUGGCUAGUGUUUCCCGAGGAUUCGGGCUUCACUGCUGAGAGGUUGAUCCGGCGCUCUUUUCUGGAGACGCCUUCUCCUUCUAGUUUCUCCUUCUGUUCGGUACCAUCGUGACGUCGGGAUGCACAUCAUGGCAUGUCGCUGUUCCCCUAUCUUCAUGUAGGUACUCCUUGUACGGCAUUUCGAGCUGUACUGCCCAGGUGCAGGCAGUGGCCCUGCGCAUGGCUGAGAGCAACAAGGCGACAACACUUUUUAUUACUCACAACUGAUUAUCAUACGAAAUGAACGUGGCUGUCGUCCGCCGGGCAGACUCCCCGAGUUGUUUCCGCUUUCGGCGUCGCUCUGAGAUGUCUCCCCUCCGCAGUGUUAUAGCGCGCUUUGCCUGAGCAAGGUCCCGGGACAGCCGCAACGUCUCCCGUAAUCUCCACGCAUCAGCUCCUGCAUAAAACACUCCCAUAGCUGCCAACACCACAGCCCCGACACGCGUGCGCUGCGGUGAAAACCAGGUAGCCGUUAGAGGCCCAGACGCGCACUGAAAAAGCAAUGAAAAAGCCAACAGUAAACGACCAGCGUGACGAACGUCUGAGUAAUCAGACAAACCCCGGACAAGUUCCGAUGUUGUACGCAGUGCUUCUAGCUCGCUACGCGGUGAAGCAUCUUCGUCUUCACUCACUGCCACCACUUCGGCAGACUCCGAAGGAGGGUCACCAGAGUCCUCCUGUACACGGCCAUCUCCCACUGCUGGCGCACGUGUCAGAGGCGCCGCCUCUAUACAGAGAACGGCCGGCGCCUUCUGCACACCAGUUGUCCAGUCACGAAGCAAUGCACCAGACUGCGCUGACGGUCCCGAACAUAUUUCGUCGCGCGGCGAUGCCAAGAGCAAACAAGCAGCCAGUACGAGGGGAACACAGCAUAUCCAGCGAGUGACAGAGACGCGGUUCCGUCCAGCAGAUCUCGCUGGCAAGAGCAGCAUCUUGUGCUCUCUCACAUCGUAUUCGGACCCGACGCUACUAACUACGGCGGGCGCCAUAACGGCACAAAUAACGAUAUUCCACUCUCGCUUCCCCGAUCAAGACCACGGACCGGCGGGAGCGAGAGGGCCGCAGCAAUCGCCUUCGUCCACGAGCCCCUUGACACAGUCGCGUCUCAACAAUAUCAGAUUCACAGAGGCACCAACAAACACCGCGUGAUGCCGUUGCUGCGUCUUUCGCAGUGUUGCAGCACUGAUGCCUCGACGCCUCGGAAAUGUUGCACUCGCGCAGCCCGUUUGCCGGACAGACAAACGAGUCCCCCCAGCGACGCCAGCUUGAUAGUACUACCGCAAGUACAUAAUAUACGGCCGCAGUGUUGUGGCACUGUGCCUUGUACAGCAGUCAUGCGUCACUCCUCGUAAAAGCGUCAGCGUACAUCAUCGAGCAACUCAACAACGUUUACACACUCCUGCAUGCUUCAUGACGUUACCUGAUUGACGACAGCCUCACCAACAGCCACGCC
Messenger RNA from Toxoplasma gondii ME49, 2838 nucleotides. RefSeq lists its product as hypothetical. The coding region runs from base 1888 to 2271 and encodes 127 amino acids. The record is from RefSeq and is a predicted model, not a curated record. NCBI's taxonomy places the organism in Eukaryota, Apicomplexa, Conoidasida, Eucoccidiorida, Sarcocystidae. The transcript has a single exon.